This is a messenger RNA of Myiozetetes cayanensis, 916 nucleotides long. It is a transcript of the gene SYPL1, whose product is annotated as synaptophysin like 1. Gene Ontology annotation, cellular component: synaptic vesicle membrane; synaptic vesicle. The record is from RefSeq and is a predicted model, not a curated record. The transcript has 5 exons. NCBI's taxonomy places the organism in Eukaryota, Metazoa, Chordata, Aves, Passeriformes, Tyrannidae. Bases 1 to 702 code for a protein of 233 amino acids.
AUGGCUGGCUUGAGAGUGGACUUCAGCGUGCUCCUGGAGCCUCUGGGCUUUGUUAAGGUCCUUGAGUGGAUCUUUGCCAUUUUUGCUCUUGCCACAUGUGGAGGCUUUCAAGGUAAAACUACCCUUCUAGUUUCCUGCAAAGGUGUGGUAAACAAAACAGUUACAGCUGCUUUUGCUUAUCCAUUCAGGUUGAACACUGUUGAAUUUAGUGCACCAGACCCAAAAGGCUGUGCUGGUACUUGGACUGAUGUCCAUCUCGUGGGCAACUUCUCCUCUUCUGCGCAGUUCUUUGUUACACUUGGGUCACUGGUGUUCCUCUACUGCAUUGCUGCCCUUGUGGUAUAUAUUGGAUAUAACCAUGUGUAUCAGCAAAAUAACAAGUUUCCACUAACUGACUUGGCUAUCAGUGUCUUGACAGCCCUUCUGUGGCUGGUCAGUACUUUUGUGUGGGCAAAGGCACUAGCUGACAUCAAAAUGUCCACAGAGGCCAACAUUAUUCCAGGAAUUGAAGCUUGCAAAGCACCAGGAACAACGUGUAAUUUUGUUUCUGUGACCAGCAUGGGAAUUCUGAACUUGUCUGUGGUGUUUGGCUUGCUUAAUGCAGCUUUAUGGGGAGGAAAUGUUUGGCUUGUAUACAAGGAUACCAAGUUGCACAACCAGUGGAACAGAAUUUCUGAAAGUCCAGCUGAAAGAGGAGUAUAAAAACAAGUUGAUACUUUAAAAUGCUUCCACUUCUACAUCUCACUGCCAAGAACAUAGAUUCAUUAGGACUUGUUUCAAUAAUAACUGAUAAUACUUCAUAAAAACUUCUGGGUUUGUACUAUGGUUUGACAUAAGGUCUUGCAUAUUCCAAUUGAAGCACUUAAUUAUCUUGAAAUAUAUUAUGCCUUUUGAAAUUGUGCAGUCUUAUUACAGU